Molecule: messenger RNA, 1404 nt
Organism: Triticum dicoccoides
Lineage: Eukaryota; Viridiplantae; Streptophyta; Magnoliopsida; Poales; Poaceae
Exons: 7
Coding region: 1-606 (201 amino acids)
Biological process (GO): translation
Cellular component (GO): mitochondrial small ribosomal subunit
Molecular function (GO): structural constituent of ribosome; methyltransferase activity
Source: RefSeq, a predicted model, not a curated record
AUGACGGCGGUAGUAGCCACGCAGGAGGGCGGCAGAUCAGCUGCGUUGGCGAUGGCGUUCGUGGCGGCGGUGGAGGGCGCGGCCGCGACGCUCCGUCCGGUGUUGUCGUGCGCGCAGCAGGCAGCAGUGCGAUUGGGCGCGUGGUGGCGGAGGGCCACCGUGGCCGAGCAGGUCAGGUGGCGCGUCCAGAUCGCCGAGGAGCUGCCCACAGAUUUGAAGGAGUUGCCACUUAUCCACAGCAAUGAUAGCAUCAAAGAGUUGAACCGCAGCAUCGAGAAACAUGAGCGACGUCACGACCUUGUAAUAUCAUCUUACACACUUGGGGAGAUUCCUUCAUUGAAUAACCGUAUAACAAUUGUGAGGCAACUUUGGGGCCUAACAAAAGAUGUUUUGGUUUUGUUAGAGCCUGGAACUCCUCAAGGGUCAAAGACUAUAAGACAAAUGCGCUCAUGUAUCCUUUGGAUGGAAAAGAGAAAGUGUCGCAAGAGUAAAAAAUCUGCAUGUGCUGCUCCAAGUAAAAUGAAGAGCAUGGUUGUUCAAGAAGAUUUGCUGAAAAAUGGUGCCUUCGUGGUUGCCCCGUGUGAGAGCGAGUUGCAUGUUGUAUGAACUAAGCGCAAAUUCAUAUUGGUCGGUUUAGCGGCUCGCUUGCAUUGACAGUCGACUGUGUGUAGGCGUGCUGCCAUAUCUGAGGCUAUAAUACAACAUUUUGUAUUUCUCAUGGAAGGAUGUGCCUGUGGUCCUUAAGGAUGUGGUUCACGGGGUUUGACUAUGGUUUGAUUGUCAAAUCAAAGGUCCCAGGUGAACUUCUGCUACUUUUGGUCUUAUCUCUCUACGUCUCCCCUUACAAUGAUUCAUAUUUUUCUGCCUCCAUUUUGUUUCUACAUACGAUGAAUUAUCUCUUUGCCAUAGUUACCUUUUUUUGUCCCCUGCAUAUCCAAAUCGAAAAAUACUUGUGGUUUGGUACAGUUGUAUUGCAAGUCGAAAAAUAUUGUAUGUGUUAAUAUCGGAUGGUCCAAGUUGAAAUUCAGUUUAUAUUAUUCAAUAUGCAUUCUAACAAACAUCUUGUGUUUUGCAUCAUUCUAAAAAAUAUUAAGUUCUGGUGUUAAUCGCAAGCAAAUAAGGGUAAGACACAUACCAUUUAUAUGUCAUUAAACGUUAUCACAAUUUCUAUGUUAUUCUAUUUUACCUCUGGUACUACAUUGUGAUCUUUCAAGGAAUUACUGCUUCCUUUCUACCCCUGGUUUUCUUUUUGUAGGAUAUUGUAGCCUCACUAGGAUGGAUUAAGAGUGUCAUCUGCUCCCUUUCCCUAAUCAAAUAGGACUUCCAAACUAAUGAUACUUGCACUCCUUUUUAUCUGUUGAUCUCUUUAAUUCUGAUUACAACUUAUGUUUCACAAAUAUAUGA